Molecule: messenger RNA, 189 nt
Organism: Sphaerulina musiva SO2202
Lineage: Eukaryota; Fungi; Ascomycota; Dothideomycetes; Mycosphaerellales; Mycosphaerellaceae
Exons: 2
Coding region: 1-189 (62 amino acids)
Source: RefSeq, a predicted model, not a curated record
AUGGGCUGCAGCAGUUCCAAACCCGCCGCAAAGUACGAGACGUAUGGAGUGACGCAAUCUGCCAGACCCGCAAAGAAAGAUAAACGCUAUGGACCCGACGACAAGUGUCAGAGAUGGGCAGACGAGGCUACAAGAAAGACGGGCCAUAAGUGGACGAGGAAUCAUGCGGGAGUUGUUUAUGGCAUAUAA